ACCAACAACUAAGCCUCUCAACCACCCCUCGUCUCUUUUCCCUUCUUUCAACCUCAAAAAGACGACGCACUCUCUCUCGCAUAGUCUCUUCUAAGCCAUCAGACAUCACCUCACAGCCAUGCGUGUCGCCACCGCCAUCUUCGGCGCCCUCGCCGCCUCCGUCGUGGCCGCCGAUGAGAUCCGCUUCAACAACAUCCACAAGAGAAUCGAGCCGACCAAGAUCAUCCAGGUCCUCGAGGCCCGCGGCACGCCCGAGUGCACCAGCGCCAUCUACGCCUUCGUGGACGCCGUCACCGGCUCCGACCCCCUCCCCACGCCGCCCCUGGAGCUCGAGAACUGGGCCGCCACCGCCGACCUUGCCAGCUCCGCCGCCGACCCUUGCGAGACCAUGUCCGUCACCGGCUCCAUCGCGCCCGUCUACACCUCGUGGUACAACUCCCUGGAGUCGUGGCGGGCCGCCCACAUGUCCGAGAUGAGGGACGUCUGGCACGAGUGCACCGACAUUCCUCUCGUUUCCGCCGAGGUCCAGAGCCUCCUCCAGUCGGGCGGUCUCUGCAGCAGCAAGCUGGCCGAGCUCACCGCCGAGGGUUCCGGCACGGCCGCCGCUACCGGCACGACGGGUGCGGGUGCGGGUGCGGCGACGGCCACUCCGAACUUCGCCCCCCGGGAAACCGGCAUGGCGUUUGCCGCAGCCGCCGCCGCCGGCUUCGUCUUUGCUGUGAUGCAGUAGGAGGUGCUCGAAGCGUAAUUUGUUUCCAUGUUUCAUC
This is a messenger RNA of Colletotrichum destructivum, 767 nucleotides long. RefSeq lists its product as uncharacterized. The transcript has a single exon. The record is from RefSeq and is a predicted model, not a curated record. NCBI's taxonomy places the organism in Eukaryota, Fungi, Ascomycota, Sordariomycetes, Glomerellales, Glomerellaceae. The coding region runs from base 119 to 730 and encodes 203 amino acids.